AAAAUUAAAGCGCGAAUUUCUAGCAUAAUCAAAAAUUUAUUCAUAGAAUCUUAAAAGUUAAACUUUACCUUACUUUUAAAGUAGCUUUAUUUUUAAAGGUGUUUAAGAAGUUAGCUUGCUUUUUGCUAUAAAGCAAUUAGCUAGCUGACUUAAAUAAAUAAGUUAUGAAAAAUGUCAAAUCAAGGAGCAGUACUGCAAUCAUACAAUAACGAACUUGUCAAAUGUAUUGAAGAUUUGUGUACAAAGCGAGAUGAACUACACCAUCAAAUAACAAUUGAAGAAGAGGAAAAAAGUAAAAUUGAAAUUGAUAUUUGUAUACUCACUGAUCGACUUGCAAAAGUUACAGAAAGUCUUUCAAAAAAAUAUGCUGCUCAAAGCGAAUAUGACAAAACUAUUUCUGAAACUGAAGCUGCUUAUAUGAAGAUUUUGGAAAGUUCUCAAACCCUUUUACAAGUGCUGAAGCAUGAGAUUGGUAAAGAAGGUGUAUCUAAAAAUGAUCUUCAACACAAAUAAAUCAUUAUUAUUUGAGAAAUAAUUAAAGGAAAUUGUUCUAUAAAAAAUUUGUAAUA
Hydra vulgaris (swiftwater hydra) is the source of this 569-nucleotide messenger RNA. RefSeq names its product microtubule nucleation factor SSNA1. Gene Ontology annotation, cellular component: ciliary basal body; centrosome. NCBI's taxonomy places the organism in Eukaryota, Metazoa, Cnidaria, Hydrozoa, Anthoathecata, Hydridae. The record is from RefSeq and is a predicted model, not a curated record.